CUUUCCACAGCGGUCAAUAGGACGCAGUGGUAGCAUGAGAUAGGCACACAGGGACUGCACGGAUACCCAGGCACGCUGCCUCUGCUGCAGUCACAGGCGGCCUCUGCGCGCCCCGGCGCAAGCACACUGCCCUCGAAAGCAACCGUGCCAUGCCGUCCCCCGUCCCCCAAUACACAGCCGGCGAGCCCUGCCCAUCUGUCAAUCCGCGCCCAUCCGACGGUGGAGAGCAGCUCUCCGGCCCCUGCCUUCCUCGCGGGUCGCGGCUUUGAAGAAAGCUUUCUCCGUUUCUCCGGUUUCCACGCGCGCUCUCGGUCUCGGCUCUCGCUUCGCCAAUCGCCACUGGGGAGUGCGUGCCUGCUCUAGUGCUCUGCGUCCACGGGCAUGGACGCCGCUGCCCUCUUCUUCUCUCACCUCCUCCCCAUCGUCGUCGUCGCGGCCAUCGCGGGCGCGGCGCCACUGGACCCGCAGCAGCUGCUGGCGCUGCGCGCGCUCGGCCUGGGCGCGCACCCGCGCGCCGACCCCUGCGGCGCGGCCGCCGUUGUGGCCGCCGUGAACGCUUCCUGCGACGCGGGGGAGCCCUUCCGGCGUGUCACGUCGCUCGCCCUCACAAACUGCUCCGACACCACCUCCGUCUCGGCGGCGGCGCUCGAGGCGCUCGCGCCGUCACUCCGGGCGCUGGCGUUCUCCGACUGCCCGGCCGCGCCGCCGCGAGCUCUGCCCCCGGAGCAGCUGGCGUCCGGGCUCCGGGCAUUCUCCUGCACCGCCUCGCUCCACCGCCUCUCCGCCGUGUGGCUCUCCCACCUCACCAAUCUCACGGAGCUCGCCGUCGCGGACACGCCCCUCGCCACGGGCUCCCCCACUGAGCUCGCAGUCGUCGUCUCCCACAUGGAGCACCUCACCCGGCUCACCGUCUCCAACGCCAACCUCUCUGGCUUCCUCCCGCACCACUGGCAUUGCCCCAACCUCACCCACCUCGACCUGUCUGGCAACCGCAUCACCGGCGCCAUCCCGGAUACCCUGACGCUCCUCGCCGGCAUCACCCACAUCAACCUCAGCUCCAACGCUCUCGAUGGGCCCAUCCCCACCUCCAUCGGCGAUCUCAUCUCGCUCACCGCCCUGGACCUGUCCAAUAACAGACUCUCCGGCGGCAUCCCCGACACGCUCUCUACGCUGCCGGAGCUGGAGGUGCUCGACUUGGGCUCCAACCGGCUCAACGGCAGCAUACCGCCGUUCCUGGCCGAGAUGCAUGGGCUGAGGGAGCUCAACCUCGAGAACAACGACUUCGACGGCAUGGUUCCGUUCACCGCCAAGUUCCUGUCCAGGCUGCGCGUGUUCAGGGCCGCCGGGAACGGCAAGCUGUGCUACAACCGGUCCGUGCUGCCCGCUGAGCUCGCCAUGAGCGUGGCUCCGUGCGACAAGUACGGGUUCCCGGUGCUGCCGCCCCCGGCCACGGCGCGGUCGGAGCGAAGCGCGGACUACGACGACGGCGGCGGGGACGGAGAGGCGGACGGCGGCGCCGACACGAGGGGUGGGCCCAGCGCCACGGUGCUCGGGGUGGCCAUCGGGCUAUCCUGCCUGGCGUUCCUUAUCAUCUUGCUCGUUUGCAUCUGCAAGGUGUGCCGCUGAGGCCCGGCGCUGCCUCUGUUGCAUGUCUUUUUGCUGAGUUCGUUAAUCAGUUCUGCUGUUGCCCAUUGGGAUUGGAAGUGACGUGGAAAAUGUAUGGAGUACUGGUAGCUAGGGCUUAAUUUAUUCACCUGUAAUUUUUUGGCGCCGUUCUUCGCUCUUGUUCGUGUUUCAGCCUUGAAGAUGCGAAGAACAGCUUUAUACAGAAGGAGCUUUUGGACCAGGUUAUGACGAAUGUUUUGGGUAUGUGUUCUUAAAAACAACAUAUGGAAUGUCAAAAUCCACAAGAACAA
Zea mays is the source of this 1916-nucleotide messenger RNA. Its product is annotated as receptor-like protein 51. The coding region runs from base 382 to 1626 and encodes 414 amino acids. Gene Ontology annotation, molecular function: protein binding. NCBI's taxonomy places the organism in Eukaryota, Viridiplantae, Streptophyta, Magnoliopsida, Poales, Poaceae. The transcript has a single exon. The record is from RefSeq and is a predicted model, not a curated record.